This is a messenger RNA of Cladophialophora carrionii CBS 160.54, 1914 nucleotides long. RefSeq lists its product as uncharacterized. Lineage: Eukaryota; Fungi; Ascomycota; Eurotiomycetes; Chaetothyriales; Herpotrichiellaceae. The transcript is spliced from 5 exons. Gene Ontology annotation, molecular function: ferroxidase activity; copper ion binding. The record is from RefSeq and is a predicted model, not a curated record. Gene Ontology annotation, biological process: cellular response to iron ion starvation; reductive iron assimilation. Bases 1 to 1914 code for a protein of 637 amino acids. Gene Ontology annotation, cellular component: high-affinity iron permease complex.
AUGGCUCUCUCACUGUCCUACUUCCUAGUCAUAUGUGCAGCUUCCUUCUUCUCCUUUUCUUCUGCAGCAACGCGCGUGUACAACUUUACAGCUGGCUGGGUGACUGCAAACCCAGAUGGGCAGUUUGAAAGAGCUACCAUCGGAAUCAAUGGCCAAUGGCCCCUGCCUCGCAUCGAGGCCGAUGUGGGCGACCGAGUCAUCGUCAACUUGAAGAAUGACUUGGGGAACCAGUCUACCUCGAUCCAUUUUCAUGGACUGUUCAUGAAUGGCACGAACCAUAUGGACGGUGUGGGCAGCGGUACUCAGUGCCCUGUGCCUCCGGGAGCUACUUUCACAUAUGACUUCAACAUCACCCAACCGGGCACUUACUGGUACCAUUCUCACGUCGAUGGCCAGUAUCCAGACGGCAUGAGAGGGCCACUUAUCAUCCAUGACCCGGAGAAUCCAUAUGCCGACCUCUUCGAACAGGAGCUCGUGUUGACCCUUUCGGACUGGUACCAUGAGCAGAUGCGGACGCUGGUCAAGCAGUUCAUGAGUGUGACCAAUCCUACUGGCGCUGAACCAGUACCACAAGCGGCACUCAUGAACGACACACAGAACCUUCAGAUCCCUAUGCAACCGGGAAGGACGUACUUUAUCCGCAUCAUCAACAUGGCCGCAUUUGCAGCACAGUACUUUUGGAUUGAGGGCCACACUUUCCGCAUCAUUGAAGUCGACGGCGUCUACCAUGAGCCCACCGAAGCCAGCCAGAUUUACGUCACCGCUGCACAGCGGUACGGCAUCUUACUCACAGCGAGGAAUGACACAACAGAGAAUUUCGCCAUUGUAGGAUCGAUGGACCAGGAUCUGUUCGAUGUCAUCCCCGAUGGGCUAAACCCAAACGUCACGAGCUUUUUGGUCUACGAUGCUGAAAAGGCCAUGCCUACGCCUCAGUUCAUUGAUGAAUUUGAUCCUUUUGAUGACAUGACACUCGUGCCUACUGAUGGCAAGGAGCUCUUGGAGGAUCCUGACUUGGUCGUUCAGCUUGAUGUGCUCAUGGAUAACCUCGGUGACGGUGCUAACUACGCCUUCUUCAGCGGCGUCACUUACGUCCGCCCCAAGGUACCCUCCUUGUACACGGCGCUGACGACGGGAGACCUCGCUGUGGACCCGCUCGUUUACGGUGUUAAUACAAACGCCUACAUCCUAGGCCACCAGCAAACCAUCGAGAUCGUGGUGAACAAUCAUGACCCUGGCAAGCACCCUUUCCAUCUUCACGGCCACGAGUUCCAAGCUAUUAUACGCGGGGAUGACGACUCUGGUGAUUACGAUGCCAAUGCUGUGAUUAACGGGUCGGUGGUACUUCCUCGGAAACCCAUGCGGAGAGAUACGCUCUUGGUCAGGCCGAACGGACAUAUUGUGAUGAGAUUCAAAAGUGAUAACCCGGGAGUGUGGUUGUUCCACUGCCAUAUCGAGUGGCACGUUGAUUCAGGACUUGUUAUGACUUUCGUGGAGCAACCGCUCGUCCUCCAAGAGACUCUCCCUAGCCGCAUUCCGGCCGACCACUACGCCGCCUGCGCCGCCAUGGACCCACCCAUGCCGACCCUCGGCAAUGCAGCCGGCAACACGGAGAAUUUCUACGAUCUUACCGGUGCCAACGUCUCCCCUGACCCACUACCGGAUGGGUUCGAGACAAAGGGAAUCGUGGCCAUGACAUUCAGUAUCCUUGCAGGACUGCUCGGCGUGGGCACUGUGAUCUGGUACGGACUCGGCGAGAUGGGCACGAUCGAGACCGAGAGGGAGAAAAGGAAGAUCGCGGCGAUCGCGAAGGAGAGGGGCGUCGUGGGCAUGACAAAUACGGGAUCCAGUGGCGUUGCGGAGGUAGCGAACGGUAGGACGGCCGGGCAGGGCGAGGAGAUUUCGAGAGCGGGAUGA